Molecule: messenger RNA, 4214 nt
Organism: Cloeon dipterum
Lineage: Eukaryota; Metazoa; Arthropoda; Insecta; Ephemeroptera; Baetidae
Exons: 23
Coding region: 2451-3701 (416 amino acids)
Molecular function (GO): odorant binding
Source: RefSeq, a predicted model, not a curated record
CAACAGCAUGAAGCUGAUUUUUCCUGCAAUUUUGAUCGUAACUGUGAGUACGCCUCAAUUUAAUUAUCUCCCAAUUCUUAUAUAACCUUUCUCUAGAUUUACCUGUGUUGCAUUGAAGGAGCAAGGAAUAGAAAAGUCAAGAUUAUUGGCAAAAGCAAAUAUAUAUUUUUAUUUUAAAUUCUGCUUAAUGUUACGCAACAAAUAUUUUAGAUAUUAAAGUUGUUGUCAAGCAAGCGAAGCCCGCAGCAAAUGCUCGACGAAAGUUUGUUAUCAGAUGCUGUGGACGUCAAAAAUGCUCUAAAUUUAGUUCACCGUCCAAUAAAACACAAUCUCGAAGUAGCACCGGAAAGGCAAAUUCUGGAAUAACGAUAGAAGCAGAAGCCACAAGAAAUGCAGAGGCCUCAGAAAAUUCCGAAAAUUCAAAACAAGACAUUGCAACUACAGAGAAAGAUAACUUGCAAACGAGCGGAGACAAAUUAAUGACGCAAACCGAUGCUGCUCAAAAUGAUUUGCCAACGGAUGCACAGCCGAUAGCUGCCACGGAGCUAUCAACUUCACCACCCUCAAAUAAUCAGCCGACUGUUGAUCCAAUUCUAACAAACAAUGAAAAUUCCCCUGCUGGUCCAGAAUUAACAACUCCUCUAUUUUCCGCCCCAACACUUGGCGCAUCUGCUAACUCACCUGGAAUUUCAAACGCCAUUACUACAGCACCAUUAAUAGUUGGGUCAACAAUUAAAGCAUUGGGAACAACGGCAACAACUAUUGCACCACCAAAAGCAUCAUCUGUUACAACAGUUAAUCUAGGAACAACAAAAAUUAGCGCGGCAUCAGCGACAUCAAGUAAAGCAGCAGCAGCAACAACAACAAUGGCAGCAGCAGCAGCAACAACAAAAAAUAAUGCAGCAGCAGUGACAACUGGAGCUGCAGCAGCAACAACUGCAGCAGCAGCAGCAGCAGCGACAACAAAUAAUGCACCAGCAGCAGCAACAACAACUGUAGCAGCAGCAACAACAACUACAGCUGCAACAACCACGACAACUCAGUUUUCCCUUUGUCCAAAGUCGUCAUGUGCAACUUAUGCGAUGGCUCUAGAUAGCGCGCAGCAGAGUGCUGCACCGACGGCAGGAAAAUUCACAUCGGCCUGUGGCAGAACCUUUUUCAUUGGAAGCACUACAUCUGACUACAAAACGGCUGCAGCCAGUUGCUUGAAAUUGAAUUUAACUUUGGUUUCUCUCAACACAAUUGCAAAGUUUCCUUGUAUUUCCCAGCUGGUGCUUGGUAAAAUUCUACUUUAUCGUGCUUUAAUUUUGAUUCACAUUUAAAGAAUCGUUAAAAAAAUAUUGGACCUCUGGUUCCAACGAGGGUGAAAUGUGUGACGUGUUGAAAACGUACAGCUGGUGUUCAAUGAACGGAAUCAAUUUUGGAACACAAAUCAUGAAUACAUCUCUGUGGAGCAAUCCUGUUGCCAAAGACCCAACUCUCGAACGCUGCAUUUCUUAUAUUGUCGACGGACUUAAGAGUGGUUUGCUGCAUUCUGCUUGCACAGAAAAACUGUUAUAUAUUUGCGAGCCAUCAUGUGCGAUGCCUGCCUCUCCAGAGUGCAAGGCUAACGCAUCAUUAUUCGAUGGAGCUGGAAACCUGAUUGACCCAGGAAGUUACGGAUAUUGGCCAAAUGCGUGUGGUGACACGUUUCUUUUUGGAAAUCGACCACUCACUUGGGAGGCCAACGUUAAAAUGUGCUGCAGUUUGGGCAUGCAACCAUUUUACAUUAAUUCCAAAAGCGAUCAAUCAUGUAUAUCAAGCUUGACUCUUUUUAAAAACUGGAAAUACAACUUAAACUACUGGACGGGCGCCACGAGGCAAGGGUGCCCCCAGCAGUGGGCUUGGGGUGGCAAUGAGAUGACCGGAAUUCCCACCGAUAUAGUUUGGGAAGUCGGCCAGCCGGACAACAAGGGUGGCAGAGAAGAUUGCAUACACUUGAAAGUGAAAAACAGCACGGAAGGUACUGUGAUCACCGACCGAAACUGCACAGACAAGUACAUUUUAGCAUGCAGAGUGAGUUUUGCUGCGAUUAAUUUUUUUUUGGUAAAUUCUGCCGUUUAAUUAAUCUAGGGAAAACCGGCUUUGAGCUCGUACUGCAGUAAACCAUCUUGCCCCAAUCAAGACUGCACCCUUAAUGUAAAUAUAGGAGGAUUAUCAUAGUUAUCAUAAUAAUUCCAUAUCAUAUUUUAUCUAGGACACACUUUUUACUAAGUUCAAAAACGGCACAGUGAUUCUCAAUGGUGAGAAUAAUUAUUUUAUAUUUUCUUGUAUGCAUACUUAUAUUUGGUUAAAAAGAUUACUUUUCAUACGGAUCUUGGUUUGAUGCGUGCGGCAGAAAAAUUCUCUUCGCUGAAAAACCACUAAGUGUGGUUGAUGCAAGAAAAUAUUGCUGCCAAAUCGGAUUCACAAUGCUGUCUUUGGAAACUGUAGAAAAGCAAAUAUGCUUCAAUAAUUUAGCAAGGCGGCAUAAAUAUACAAUUUCUGGAGAUUACUGGACUUCAGGAACUAAUCAAAAUUGCACUAGCAAAUUUUUGUGGUGCUCAAAUGAAAAGAAUUUCUUUAAGAACGAAACCAGGUGGAAAGCAGGAAAUCCAACUGCAAACGGAAAUUGCGUUUACGCAAACUUCAACUCAUCCGAUGCAAACUAUACAGACCUAGGAACAGCAAAUUGCAUUGAAAAAAAGAGAUUCGUUUGCGAGAUGCGACAGAAGAACACUGGGAGAGAUGCUCUUCAAAGCGAAUGCGCGAUUCUCUGGAAUGUCUCCGCUACUGAAAUAGCUUUGUUCAAACUUGGACUGGCCGGCACAGCUUCAUAUUCGUAUCGGCUGAAGUGCUUCAUCCGAUGCAUUGGCAUAAACGUGGGAAUGUUUGCGGACAACGCUUUGGUUACUGACGAGCUUCUGCGCAAACUGGAAAUAAUUGCAAAUGACGACCCUCCAACUCUGCAAAGCGGAUUCGAUGCUUUCGACAUAUGCAGUCCAUUGAGGUACGAUGACGAGUGCCUCACAGCGUCAAACAUUUACACGUGUGGACUACAAAAUGCACCAAUUUUGACCACCGGCAUGGUGGACGACGGUAAAAAUAAUGUGACGAUCUAUGGUCCCCCUGCUCACUGUACUAUAAGAGAAAACGCGUGCUAUAUUAGCGAUGAUUUGCCAUGCGUUGUAGACGCAGCUCGCCGCACCAAAUUUUUGGCUGGAAAUGAUCCCCUCAUGACGUACGCAAUUAAAGCUGGAAAAGUCUAUGGAAUAUCGCAAGACUUGUACUCGCCCAGUCCAAUAGAUAUUUCUCUCCCUCAGGCAUUUACGAAUUGCUGCAGCGUGGGCUUGAGGCUUGCGCAUCCAAUGUCUGUCAAUGAAAUUACUUUCUUACGCAAUUACGUGGAUACUUCGCCUAACGCAAUCGUACUCGUGGGUGAACUUUUAAAAAUAAACAGUACUCACAACGCCUGGUGCGAGACAGGAGAACCUGUGCCUGAUUAUCUCUACGAUGUAACCGAUAAUAUCGGCGUCCCUCCCGAAAACCAGAAUUCUAAACCUGAUUGUAAUUAUAAUGCAUAUACCUUGCACACUGACACCAGAUUGCUGAUGAAAUUAACUCUUGGCCUCACCUAUAACGAUCCUACCGCUGCAAGAUUUUAUGUUUGUCAGAAUGUAUAAUUUAAAUAUUUUGGAUUAUUGCUUCACUCACCUAGCAAAUUUUGAUCCUCUGUUAUCUUGUUCUCACCGUCAGUUUUCACGUGUUCUUGAUAUGAAGUGAAUCAUAAUAGCAAUGACAAUAUUAGUCCCUUUUAUGCAUCAAACUCUGUAAUGUUGAAUUAAUUGUGUGCAAAAUGCUUUUCAGAUUCCUUAGCGAAAUUGAUCGCAAUUUUAUAUUUUAAACAUGCUCCAAACAUUUGAGGAUUAAAUAUUAGAACUGCACGGGGAGUUGGCAAAAAUUCUGUUAAUCCUCCAUUUACUGCAAAACAACAGCACAAAUUUUUACAAUUGUUUUCAUUCUGUAGUGUGACGAGUGAUUUUGCUUCUAUUGUAUCCAAGAGUUUCAGCGGGUUGUUUGUUAACACAUUUAAAUAAUGCCUAAUUUCUCCUUAAUGUGAUUGGCGUUUGAUUGAAAAAAAUUAUAAAUUAUGUAAAUUGACUUUGUUUUGGAGAAAUAAAUUGAAUUGAAUUGAA